Molecule: messenger RNA, 651 nt
Organism: Helianthus annuus (common sunflower)
Lineage: Eukaryota; Viridiplantae; Streptophyta; Magnoliopsida; Asterales; Asteraceae
Exons: 1
Coding region: 1-651 (216 amino acids)
Source: RefSeq, a predicted model, not a curated record
AUGUCUGAUCUGGGUUCAUUGCAUCAUUUCUUGGGCAUUCGGGUCACUCGUCAAGCAAAUGGCCUAUUUUUGGAUCAUACACAGUAUGCCAAAGACAUCAUUGCUCGGGCCAACAUGACGUCUUGUAAACCCUGUGCAACUCCAGUUGAUCUAUCUUCUAAAUUAAGUGCCACACAUGGCCCUCUGUUUCAUGACCCAACUCUUUACCGCAGCCUUGCUGGAGCUCUUCAGUACCUCACUUUCACCCGUCUGGACAUAUCUUAUGCGGUACAACAAGUUUGUUUAUUUAUGCACGAGCCUCACGAUCCUCAUUAUGCUUUCAUGAAGCGCAUACUUCGGUACAUUCAUGGGACGUUGGACUAUGGCAUCCGCAUGACAAGAUCCAAUACGCAUUCCUUGGUUGUCUACUCCGACGCUGACUGGGGCGGGUGCCCGGAUUCUCGUCAAUCUACAAGUGGUUAUUGUGUAUUUCUGGGGAAUAAUUUGCUUUCUUGGUCCUCUAAGCGCCAACCUACUCUUUCGCGUUCAAGUGCGGAGGCUGAAUACCGAGGUGUUGCGAAUGCCGUUGCUGAGGUCACUUGGUUACGCAAUUUACUGCUUGAGCUACACGUCCCCUCCUCCAAGCCACUUGAAUACCGUAGUGUUUUGUGA